GAAGGAAGUUAGUUUGGUCUUUUUUACGUUACUACAGUUCUGAAUGUUAAGCUCUGUUUACUGCUUCCGUUUGCUCAGACGUGGUUGUAUGCGACCCUUUCGUUUUCAAGCCUCGAUCGAUAUCUCACCUAUCUGCUGCUCAGUUUUUCAGAAAUGAAAUCACCUAGGGUUGUCCCAAAGUUGUGAAGAUCCAAAGCUUCUCGUGCCAGACGCCUCUGCGGCAAACAUGCCGCCGGCGGAGAGUGACCAACCUGCGCAUUAAUACGCAGCGGUGGUAAAGGAGUCACUCCCAGGAAGACGGUUUCACUCUCAACCGAUCUUUUUUUCCGAUGCGGACCUCCUCGAUAUCCCGGCCAAACCGCCUGGUAGAUUUAAAGGUUUUCCGGCAGAUUCUUUUUCUGAUGACAACACCCAGGUGAUCUCUUCUAAAUUCCUUGAUCUAUUAUAAUCCAGAUUUCUUUUUCGUUGCCUAUUUUCAAUCUGUUUUGCCAAAUCUUCCGGUUUUCUGUGCUCUGGGUUUGACCAUCCCAAAUCAAAAUGUCCCCGGGGCCAAAAUAUUUCGGGCCCUAAACCGAUGAUGCUACAAUUGGCUGAGGUAAUCUGUGUUACGAAUGAGAUUGUUUCUGCCCCAGUUGAUGCCUCAUUCACUCUCCCUUUUGUUGAUCAGGAUACUGGAGUGACUGGUUUUAAGACCAGUUUACUUCAUGUUGUUGAUGCCUCAAACCUUACAGAUUGUGCCACAGUUAACCUUAAAUAUGCUGCUGCCUUAGCCCCAGCUCAAGCUCUUGUUGCUUCUGAUGAAUAUGCCCCUAAUGUUGAUCUUUUUACUUCUGUUAUCUCUGAUCUCCCUCAAAGUGAGGCCCCGGUUGUUGCUUUUUGACUGCAGGAUGAUAUAGGUGUUAAUUCAGUGCAGGUUGAUACCUAUAAAGUACCUACUUAUAUCACUCACAGUGAGGACCCGAUGGUUUCCCUUUCACUCCGGGAUGCCCCUGAAAUACAUGUUGUUAGUCCAAAAAGCCCCUAAUGUUGAUGCCCUUAUUGAUGCUGCUGUUACAGCCCCGUCUGUAACAGUUUCUGUCCCUAAUGACGCCCAUGUUACGGUUUUGGAAUUCCCAUAACCUCCCCCUAUGUAUGAUGUUGUGUUUACUUUUGAUGCCCCAACAAUCCCGAUUAAUGCUUACUAUGAUGAAAAUAUGAGGCCUCGGGUCAACUUGUUUGAGAAAGUAGUCAAUGUGGCAGAUUCUGUGUUUGCCUCAGUAGAUACCCGGCUGCUACCAUCAGCCAUGUAUCAUGUUGCCUUUGAGCGUGAAGAACCCCCGGUGGCCACCUGUAACAAGGCGGUAACCGAGGGAAUUGGCCAUCUUUUGGUUAAUUGUGACAGUCCGGCCCAAACAGGAGAUGAUUAGCUUCUCUCUGAUCCACCAACUGUAGAUGCUACACUUACCCCACACAGGUCCUGUGAUGAAAUCUUUUCUGAGGACAAGAAUACAAACACUUUUUUUUUCCUAAUUCUGUUUCAGGUCAUUAUCCUCCUCCUGUCGAUGAGGAACACUUUGAAGGCUAUACGCAAGUUACAAGAAUAAGAAACAAAAGCAUCGGCUCGCAAGUUCAUCCGUAAAACUUGCCUUUUCUCGUUUCUUUUGUUGCUUUGCUUAUAAUUUUCACAUCUGGAUCCUCAUGUGUGAAGCUAGAGGAACAUGUUUGAUACCCACUGGCUUCAGUCACUUUUGUUUGCAGUUUUUGGCGCUGGGAUGUUACACAAGUGAGGGAUUGGGUAUCUAUGUUCUCAAAGAGGUUUCAUCUGGCACAAUUGAGAAUUUCAUCAAUGGUUCUAAAGUAGCUACUAAGGUAAAAAAACAUGUUGUUGCUGUUGAUAAAAUUGAGAGGGACCUAAUUCUUCUUGGAGCCACAACCAUUGAUGAUACACUUUAAAAGGGGGUUAUAACCAAUCUUACAACUUUUUCAUUAUUAAUUACAUAGCAUCCUAUAGUGAUGAUUUUUUCAUCCUUCAAUGAUCAAAUGCACACUUGGUUUCUCUUCUUGUGUAGGUCCCUGAAUGCAUCAACAAACUCACAGUUGCUGCGAUAAAGUUUUGGGUUUUAUUUGGUGAUAAGAUGGAGACAGCAAUCAAUAUUGGGUAUGCCUGCAGUUUACCAAGACCAGGCAUGAAGCUGAUGCUUACUACUCUGGAUUCUCCACAAAAAAUUACUUUGGAAAGUCAAGAAGAAAAGGACGGUGGGGUAUAUAUCGUAGAUGUAUUUUCAUAUUAAUCCAUCACUUUCAUCUUUACAAUGCUCAAUCUUCAUAGGAUUUAAGAAGGGUAACAACGCAAGUAAAUGACGGAAUGUGUCGAAUUGAAUCAAGUACGGAAUUGGUUGGUUUAAUUAUAGAUGGAACUGAACUAUCUUUUGCUCUCAGAGAGUGUAUGAAGAAGCUAUUUUUGGACCUUGCAUUGAAAUGUGCAUCUGUUAUAUGCUGUCUCUCUACACCUAAACAAAAAGCUCUUAUGAGUGAUAAACUUUCACUCACAUUAUCACUCUUAUCUUUUCCAAUUCUAUUUGUCAAGGAGUCUUAAUAGUUUUACCAAAAUGUUUGAAGACAUGCAGGUAACAGCAUUGGUGAAAGGAAGUGGUGGAAAGACACUGGCAAUUGGUUAUGGGGCUGAUGAUGUCAGCAUGCUUCAAGAGGCUGAUGUUGGGGUUAGAGUAAGUUGGGUUGAGGGGAUGCAGGUCUUUGUUUAUUUCCUUUCACAUUUAAACUUUCCAUGUGACUCGAGUGUUGAACAGAAAGAAUCUGGCUUGGCAUUUUUUUAAAAACAUUUAGGUGUUCCAAAAGUCAAGUUUUGCUUACUGGUUUUUAGGAAAGGGGUUAUUUCUGAUUUUCUGUAUGCUUAUCGUGGCAUCUUCACGACGAUUUUUACAUCCAAACUUGCUAUUUUUUGUUUGUAUCCUUAAAAACGAGAUGGUGGUUGGUUUCAUCCUUUCCUUCUAUUUGUACUUGGUUUUGUAACUCAAAAAUAUAUCUUAGAAUUGUGUCAGAGAGCUGCGUGUUCAGGGUAUUCUAUCCAUGAAUAUGCUCUAAGUAAAUACCAAAAAAAUGAAGCAGAGUUACUUCCAAUAAGUAUAAGGAAUACAGCAAGGCAUUUAAGGAUUUAAAACAUUUUGAGGAUAAAAGUUUAUCUUUGCAGGACUUACUUUUUGUUCCUUUGUAAACUUGUUUGCUAGGAAAUUAUUGAGAACAGUAUGUUAUCACCUUGACAACUUAUCUUGUACUUAUCCGAUUAUUCGUCUAUUUAUGUUUAUAUGCAUAUUACUGCCUUACCUAUAUGCAUCGGAGUGGUCAAUUUUUUCCUUUCUUACUUAUACUCCGUAUUUUUCUUACCUCAACAUCCCAGAUUCAUUUGUAUGCUUGUUAGUCACCUUUAAGCAAUUGUUAGUCCUGAUUGGAAGUGCCAAAUCCACCACUGUGGAAGGCUUGAUACCGGUCAAUUUACAUUUUCACUCUUUCAGUCAGAUGUCUCACAUGUUUAGCAUUUUCAUUUCACAUGAGGCACGUUUUUCUCCUCAUUCUUUUUUCUUGUUUUCGUGUAUUCGUGUGGAGGAGUGAUCUCGUAUUAUCUUUUCUCAUUCUUUUUUCUUGUUUUCUUAUCUUUUUUUAUUUUAUCAUUUUUAGGUAUAUUCAUUUCUUUUUAUAUUAUCUUUUUCAUAAUAGCUUAUCUUUUUAUCUUUAUUUUCUUUCUUUUCCUUUUGGUGGUGAUAUCAUGUAUCGAUUCAUGUUAGCCGACCCCAAUAUCUUUUGGGACUAAGGCUUGGAUGUUGUUGUUGUUGUUGUAUGAGGCAUGUUUUUUGCUCAAAUUGUCAGGACACAAUUGUGGGUGUUGUUUUUAUUAAGAAUUAUUCCCUCAUUUACUGCUUGGUUGUUUCGAGUAUUUGCUAAUCACAUAUUCAUAGUCUUAGUUUUAAAAGCUUAGUUUGCAGAAGUAGGCAGUUCUCUUUUCUUUCCCCUUUCUUGCUUUGCAAUUUUAUUUUAUUUUAAGGGAUUCAUUUCUCACAAUUUUCAAAAUAUUAUUUGAAUUUUAAUAAACCAUUACUUGUGAGCUUGCACCCUCUCCUAGAUUUUAUUUCACUUCCUACAAGCCUCAACUUAAUAUUGUUUUGUCUGUUUUUGUAGCUCAAACAACUAUUGAAUUUGGAAUACUUUAAGGUAUUAUUGGCAUGGCAAACUCCAUCUUCGGAGUCUCAUUCGUAGUGAAAUCAUUAUUUCUUAUUAUCAUUGGAUUCACUGUUCUUGACAUCUUUCGCAUCUACUCUACUAAGUCUAUUGAUUUGGAAGAGCGUUCCUGGUUUUUUUAUACUAUCAAUACAACUCUUUUGUUCAUAAUCAUAAUUGUAGAAAAUUGAGAUUGUGAUGAAUAUUUACUAAAUAAAAAUGAUGCUUCAUCCAAGACGAACAGUAACUUCUCACUGUAAUUGUUUUAUUGCAGCUAUGUUUGUAAUACGUAUGUUAUAAAUGUUUUU
Cuscuta epithymum is the source of this 4517-nucleotide messenger RNA. The record is from the annotation of a GenBank genome assembly. Lineage: Eukaryota; Viridiplantae; Streptophyta; Magnoliopsida; Solanales; Convolvulaceae.